AUGUCCCUCCCACAAAUCCAGAAAGCCUGGCGUGCGACCGCCAAAGGCGAACCGUCCAAGGUCUUGCGCCUCGACGACAAUGUGCCUGUACCCAAGUUAAAUCGCGGAGAGGUUCUCAUUAAAGUGCAAGCUGCAGCUCUGAAUCCGGUGGCUUACAAGGUUAUCAUGAAGCUGAUCCCUAAUUUCAUAUUAAAGAAACCGUACAUUCCGGAGCACGACCUCGCGGGCAUUGUCGUCGAUGCCAACGACACAGAGUUCCAGGACGGGGACGAAGUGUUUGGUUUCAUCCCAGUCUCGGCUGCUGUCAAAGAGCGCAAGGGGGCCCUCGCUCAGUAUGCCUCCAUCUCAGCUUCCCAUAUUGUGCGUCGGCCUGUGAAUGUCACGCCGACGCAGGCUGCUGGCAUCCCCCUCGCGGCCAUGACCGCCUACCAAGCCCUCUUCGAUGUCGCACACCUCAAGCCCGAGCAGCACGUCUUCAUCAACGGCGGGAGCACCGCCGUUGGUGGGUUCGCUAUUCAAAUUGCGAAGUCGAUCGGCUGCAAGGUUGUCGCGAGCGCCUCGGGAAAGAAUGAAAGCUAUGUUCGUUCACUCGGCGCUGACGAGUUCGUCGACUACACAACGGGCCCUCUACAUGCGACGCUUGCUGCAAAUCCUCCGUCGCAGAAGUACCAUGUCUUUUUAGAGACGGUGGGCCUGCUCGAGACCUCCUUGUACACUUCCAGUGAGGCGUAUCUCGCGCCUGGGGGAAUAUUCGUGUCCACCGGCCCUCAGCCAAAGGGCUUCGACAUAGCUGGACUCAGCAGGCUCGCGUGGAAGAUAUUCCUGCAGCCCCGCUGGCUAGGUGGGACCAAGCGGACUUGGAAGUUGAUACAAGUCGACAACAAACACGAGGAUCUUGUGAAGGUGGCUGAGCAAGUCGCUGAUGGCAAAAUCAAGCCGCUCGUGGACUCGGUAUAUAACUUCGACGAUGCCCUGAAGGCCUACGAACGCAUUAUGACUGGCCGCGCAACAGGGAAGGUAGUUGUCAAGGUGGACUUAGAGACAGAAUGA
Molecule: messenger RNA, 1050 nt
Organism: Postia placenta MAD-698-R-SB12
Lineage: Eukaryota; Fungi; Basidiomycota; Agaricomycetes; Polyporales; Adustoporiaceae
Exons: 6
Coding region: 1-1050 (349 amino acids)
Molecular function (GO): oxidoreductase activity
Source: RefSeq, a predicted model, not a curated record